AUGCGCCUCCGGCUGCCUCCGCCGCUGUUGCUGCUGUUGCUCGCGGCGCUCGCGGUCUCCGCCACCACCACCUUCCAGCCCGACUGGAACCGUCUGCGCCGUCUGGCCCGGGCCCGUGUAGAGACCUGUGGGGGAUGACAGCUGAACCGGCUGAAGGAGGUGAAGGCCUUCGUCACCCAGGAUAUCCCAUUUUACCACAACCUGGUGAUGAAACACCUCCCGGGGGCCGACCCUGAACUCGUGCUGUUGGGUCAACGCUACGAGGAGCUGGAGCGCAUUCCUCUCAGCGACAUGACCCGUGAGGAGAUCAACGCGCUGGUGCAGGAGCUCGGCUUCUACCGCAAGGCGGCGCCCGACGCGCCCGUGCCCCCCGAGUACCUGCAUGCGCCCGCUAGGCCAGCCGAGGGCGCCACGGACCGCGCCGACCUGUAG
Messenger RNA from Trichechus manatus latirostris (Florida manatee), 432 nucleotides. RefSeq names its product selenoprotein M (gene SELENOM). Gene Ontology annotation, cellular component: endoplasmic reticulum lumen. The record is from RefSeq and is a predicted model, not a curated record. The transcript is spliced from 5 exons. Lineage: Eukaryota; Metazoa; Chordata; Mammalia; Sirenia; Trichechidae. Gene Ontology annotation, molecular function: oxidoreductase activity.